Messenger RNA from Bursaphelenchus xylophilus (pine wood nematode), 2176 nucleotides. NCBI's taxonomy places the organism in Eukaryota, Metazoa, Nematoda, Chromadorea, Rhabditida, Aphelenchoididae. The record is from the annotation of a GenBank genome assembly.
AUGAGCAACCUUAGUAAGUCGGCCAAUUGUGUCGACAUCAAAGCUUUCCUAUGGACCAGUCAAGGCGAUUUGACCUCGCUGCCCAGCACGAUGCUGAUCUUUCUCAUCCUUUACGUGCUGAUUAUAACGUAAGCUCAGUUUGAGAAGCCCGCUAAAGUAUUUUUUAUCUUAGCUAAGGUGCCUUAGAAAUGUUACACAGAUAAAAUUUUACCUCUUCUGUAAUGAAAAAUAAAAAAGAUGAUUUUUGAACCGUUGAAGGGAUUGGACCUUCAUUGUUUUUGGUGUUUAUUUUUCUUUGAAAUUUGAGAUUCCAACUACGCAAAAAGAAAGGAGUGGAUGUCUAGAGUCUAACAAAAAAACCCAUUCGUAACAGUAUUAUACCGACGAUAAAGUUAAAAUUAUCCGUUGAAAAUUAACGCACUAAUGGAUUAACUAAUUUUAGUCUUGGUGUCCUCGGAAACGGCCUUGUCAUCCUCAGCGUGAUUCGGCACAAAUCCCUGCAGUCGGUGCGGAAUCUGUUUAUCGUCAGUCUGAGUUGCUCGGACAUUGUAGCGUCGUUGGUUUCGGGUUCCGUGACGCCAAUCUCCGCAUUCACCAAGAUUUGGCUCUUCGGCGAGACACUAUGCAAAUUUGUACCUCUUAUUCAGGUCGGUUGCUGGCUUUCGUUGCAUAAACUCCGUAAAAAUGCCUAUUGUUUUCGCUGUGACUGACCUCUCGUUUUCAGGGAUCCAGCCUGUGCUUCAGCACGUUGACGCUAACGGCGAUAUCAAUUGAUCGUUUUAUUUUGAUCAUCUACCCCACGAAGCGGUCGAUUCAAACAAAACACGCGUUGCGGAUGAUCGCGUUGAACUGUCUGAUCGCUACGAGCAUAUCAUUGCCAAUGGUUUUCAAACAAAAAUUGGUCGACUACGGCGACUUUUGUGGGCAAUUUUGCACGGAAGAUUGGAAGGAGGAUACAUUUGCGAGAAGCGCUUAUGGUACGUUGAAGAUUUGAUCUAACAAAAAAUGACAUACACCAAGUGCGACGCUAAGAUUUUUUAAAGAUUUUUUACCCACUUCGGGCAUGUGCUGCGUAUCAAUUCCUCAAAAUUUUAGCUUGCCCUUUGCAUAGGCAGCCGAGAUUUUCAAUGAUCUUUGUGGCCGAUAGAGUACGCGGAAUGCAGCAGUCACAGAGAAAAAACUUUUUGGUCAUAUCAUUGCCAGUUCUGUCCGGAAAAAAAAUUUUUGUGGAAACAUUACUCCCUACGGUAGGGCUUUCAUACCAAAAUUUGCAGAAAAAUUAUCACAUUUUUGCCAACUUUCGACUUGAAAAUCUAGAAAAGCACGCGUUAGGAACUCCGCAGAUGUCUUAAAAACAAGUAAUCUAAAUUUACGCCAAAGCUCCCUCAAAAUCUGAGCGUCGAACUUUCAGUACUUUCCCUGUAAGCUGCCCUAUGUUGGUUGGUUUUGCAUAAACUUUAGUCCAAUCUUUCCAGGCACGAUGGUGUUUAUUCUCCAAUUCGUGGUUCCCUUUGUGAUUAUCACAUUUUGUUACAUGAUGAUCUCGAUCCGCCUUGGCCAAGGAAUUCUGGUGAAAGACCGCAACACCGACCAACAACAACUCACUCAACAGCAAUCCGAACAACGGAAAACCGCAUUGAAGCGACGACUGCGCACAAAUCGAAUGCUAAUCGCCAUGGUGGCCGUAUUUCUGCUUUGCUGGACACCGGCGGUGUUGUUCAACUUCCUGCGCGACUACCAAUGGCUUCCCAAUGUUGUGGCCCGACAGGAGUACUUAUUCGGCGUCAUCACGCAUUGCAUUUCGAUGUCAUCCACGGUAUGGAACCCAAUCCUGUACACAAUGCUCAAUGAGCAAUUUCGGCUGGCUUUUGCCGAGUUUUUCAAGCUCUGCCGCCCGCGCAAGCCCCGAGGACUGCGCUACAAGUCCGCGAACGGGUCGAACGAAUCGAGAACCAUCAACACGAAACUGAAGAGUGCCCGAUUUUCAAAUACACCCACAAUCAAUGGAUUCUUAUUCGAUUUCAAAGGCAAAAGACCGCAAUUGGUGAGAGUGGACGGGGAUGGCGGAGAGGAGGAGGACAAAAGGAGUCCAGUCCAGGUCCGAGGCUCGGCCGAAUGGAGUCCAGUGGGUCAAGAGGAGCCGAUCCAGCUGGAAGAAGGGGACAGUCAGAUCUGA